AGCGCUCUCAAACUCGCUGUACGCAUUCCCCCGACUUCUUCGUCGCACAUCUCCGCUUCGCCAUGCGUGAGCUCGUGCACGUCCAGGGAGGUCAGUGCGGCAACCAGAUCGGUGCCAAGUUCUGGGAGGUCAUCGCAGACGAGCAUGGCAUUGAUCCCACAGGUACCUACCACGGCGACUCUGAUUUGCAGCUGGAACGCAUCAAUGUCUAUUUCAACGAGGCCACCGGCGGUCGCUACGUGCCACGCGCGGUGCUGAUGGACCUUGAGCCAGGCACCAUGGACAGUGUCCGCGCGGGGCCCUUUGGCCAGCUCUUCCGGCCCGACAACUUCGUCUUCGGGCAGACUGGGGCUGGGAACAACUGGGCCAAGGGCCACUACACGGAGGGUGCCGAGUUAAUCGACUCGGUGCUUGACGUGGUGCGAAAGGAGGCGGAGGGCUGCGACUGCCUGCAGGGCUUUCAGCUCUGCCACUCCCUCGGGGGCGGCACUGGGGCGGGCAUGGGCACGCUGCUGAUCUCCAAGGUCCGUGAGGAAUACCCGGAUCGCAUUAUGGAGACGUUCUCGGUGAUUCCAUCUCCGAAAGUGUCGGACACCGUGGUUGAGCCCUACAAUGCAGUUUUGAGCUUCCAUCAAUUGGUUGAGAACUCUGACGAGUCCUUCUUGCUGGACAACGAAGCAUUGUACGACAUUUGCUUCCGCACAUUGAAGCUGACAACACCGACCUACGGCGACCUGAACCACUUGGUCUCCGCAGCAAUGUCUGGAGUUACUUGUUGUUUGCGCUUCCCGGGGCAGCUGAAUUGCGACCUGCGCAAGAUCGCGGUGAACCUUGUGCCCUUCCCCCGGCUGCACUUCUUCAUGACAGGCUUCGCCCCGCUGACCUCUCGCGGUUCGCAGCAGUAUCGAGCCCUCACCGUGCCGGAGUUGACCCAGCAGAUGUUCGACGCUAAGAACAUGAUGUGCGCAGCCGAUCCCCGCCAUGGUCGCUACUUGACCGCGGCAGCCUUGUUCCGCGGCCGAAUGUCUACAAAGGAGGUCGAUGAGCAGAUGCUUAACGUUCAGAACAAGAACUCAUCGUACUUUGUGGAGUGGAUCCCCAACAACAUCAAGGCCUCGGUCUGCGACAUCCCCCCGAAGGGCCUGAAGAUGGCGGUGGCCUUUGCGGGUAACUCCACGGCCAUCCAGGAGAUGUUCAAGCGCGUGGCGGAGUACUUCACCGCCAUGUUCCGGCGCAAGGCCUUCUUGCACUGGUACACCGGUGAGGGCAUGGACGAGAUGGAGUUUACUGAGGCGGAGUCCAACAUGAACGACCUGGUCUCCGAGUACCAGCAGUACCAGGAUGCUACGGCAGAGGAGGAAGGCGAGUUUGAUGAAGAGGAAGGUGAGUAUGAUGGCUGAAAUGUCCAUGCAGCUCACCCCUCGCCCGCGUGUUGAUCGACAUAGCGGCGAAUUCAACCACUUGAAACGAGGGUUGAGAGCAUGGUUGGUGUGUCGAUUCAAUCUACAGC
Molecule: messenger RNA, 1510 nt
Organism: Effrenium voratum
Lineage: Eukaryota; Dinophyceae; Suessiales; Symbiodiniaceae
Source: the annotation of a GenBank genome assembly